Hypanus sabinus (Atlantic stingray) is the source of this 1237-nucleotide messenger RNA. RefSeq names its product E3 ubiquitin-protein ligase TRIM39-like. The coding region runs from base 435 to 1235 and encodes 266 amino acids. The record is from RefSeq and is a predicted model, not a curated record. Gene Ontology annotation, molecular function: protein binding. Lineage: Eukaryota; Metazoa; Chordata; Chondrichthyes; Myliobatiformes; Dasyatidae. The transcript is spliced from 5 exons.
UCUCAUCCCCAACCAUUUUAUUCUGGCUCCUGUCACAUUCCUUCCCAGUCCUAAUGAAGGGUCUCAUCCCGGAACACCGACUGUUUAUUUCCCCUGAAUAGAUGCUGCCUGACUCACUGAGUUCCUCCGGCAUUUUGUGUGAUAAUCGGGUUUGAUCACCUGUUACUUUUGAAGCAUCUUUGUUUCUAUUUCCUUCACUCUCUGACUUCCAGGAUCAGCUAAAAUCUUCCUUAGACUCUCUCACAAAAAAGGAAUCAGACUUCCAGGAAAAGGAGCAGCAACAGAAAGAGAAGAUUUCCGGAGUUCGGGAACAGUCACACAGCCUUCAGUCCCACGUCACAUCCCAGUUUGCUGAACUGCGCCAGAUUAUCACUGAGAAAGAGCAGAGCUUACUCAGGGAUCUCAGGGAAGAAGAGAAGAGGAUUCUCAACCCAAUGGAGAAAAAUCUUCUAGCUCUUCAAGAGAAUAUAAGGAUUAUUCAUGAGGAAGUCACUAAGUUAAAGGAACAGAUGGAUCAGAAAGAUGGUGUGAUAUUUCUCAAGGAGGAAGCUCGUCGGAACAGAAGGAUUAAUGACGAUGUCCAGGAAUUGUCAGUGACAGAUGAGACCCUACCGGUUGAAAAAUUCGAUCACCUCUAUUUGUUGAACACAGUGCUGAGAGAAAUGCUUGAUGCUAUUAAUCGAGUCUCUGUCACCCUGGAUGUGGAAACGGCGAGUCCGUGGCUCGAGGUGUCUGAGGAUCGGAAGAGUGUGAGAUGUACCCGGACCCGGAGGAAUCUCCCUGACACCGGGAAGAGAUUCACAGACUGGGAAUGUGUGCUGGGAUCGGAGGGAUUCACAUCGGGGAGACAUUACUGGGAGGUGGAGGUGACGGGGAAUCGGUUCUGGUUUCUGGGAGUUGCCGCAGAGUCUGUGGAGAGGAAGAGACGGGUCAGUCUGAGUCCGGAGACCGGAUUCUGGGUCAUCGGGCGGUUUGAUGACGUGUUACAUCGGGAUUGUGACGUGUCCGGUCGCCCCUCCCCCGAGUCCCGUCUCGCUGCCGGUCCCAUCCCCGGGAGGGUGGGAGUUUAUCUCAGUUACGAGUCCGGGACAGUUUCAUUUUACAACGCGGACACCAAGUCCCAUCUCCACACCUUCACUGGGAAUAAAUUCACGGGGAAACUUUAUCCUCUCUUCGUGACCUGGGAUGUGAACCAGUGGCUGAGAAUCUGCUCCGGUUCCGCUCCGGGUCUGUAAAC